UGAUGCACAGGACUGGAAUUUCAUGCUAAACCGAAAAGGGUAAUCUGGAAUUAUUUCCUGCAAUUGAAUCUUUUGUGUGUGUUUGUGUGGAAAUUACACCAGGAAGGACAUCUACAGAAGGAGACAGCUUGCAUCUAUUUGAAGUGUUGCUUUUUAAAUUAUUAUCAGCACAGUAGUAACCUGGAUUAACACAUAUACCCUUUUAUAGCGUAAUGAUGCUUCACAACAUGGAUUUAAACUCACAGGAUUCCUUCUUCUCCCAGUACGAUGAUUGUCAUAAUAAUUCUUCAGAUGGGAUUGAAACACUAGGACCAGAGAUUAAUCAAAAACAUUUCAGCGAAGUGCAGAGGGAAUCACCUGCUCAGUUUAGUCAAGGUGCUACAGUGGAGCCCAAAAUUGAAACUUCCAACUCCGACUUCUUCUUUGACCCGAGAGAAAGCUCCAAUUGUGGAUUCCCUUCAUCCUUCAAUUACUCUGGCAGUUUCUAUGUGGAGACCUCCACGGGAGCCCCGUUCUGCGCCGAGACAUUACUCAACAUGAUUUCAGAAAUCGUUGGCAUUUCUACAUUACCAAUCUCCGAAUUCCAGCAGAAUCAACCCGAUACGGUGUAUUCUUCUGCCACCCGAAUUGACCCAAGUCAAGGGUUCUCUGGCCCCACUUUCCAAUGCCAGACUCCCGCGUGUUCUACAACGCCACCGCUAUACCCUCAGAAUCAGCUCUACCCCAGUUACCCCGACAUUCAGGUCAACCUUCACGUGCAGGAUUCUACGAUUACACAAGCUAACCUUGCAGCACAAACUCAAGAGUUAAACCAGAAGCCACUUUGCCCUCAGUCAGACAGCACAUCUUUCCCAGUCGUUGUGAAAAGCGAAUGCGAGACCAGUGUUUACGAAUGGGACUCCUUUACUAAGCCAGAAGUUUAUUUGCCGACAAACUUUGAAUCUGAAUUGUUCGGUAUCACAGGUAAUUGUUCAACUGUGAACCAGCAGGUGGAUUCAAAAGAUUUCCUUGAGUCUUUGUCCCCCGUAUGCCAUACCUCAAAACUCGAGGGCAAAUUAGAUGGCACACUUAGGCAGGACUUGUGUUUUCUUGAUACCCAGCAAACAUUCCAAAACCAAAUCUCCAAUAACUAUCAUUUGAGCGGCUUGGGCAACAAUAACAACUUGUUGAAACAAAGCACAUCUCUAGGGAUCCAAACUUUGACAAGCCAAUGUGACUUAGCACACACUUCGUCUUCUACACUACCCAGCGCGUUAGAUUCUCUUCUUUAUCCGUCUAUAGUACAUAAUACUUACGUAAAAAGUGGGUUAAGACUUGAGAAGCCGAUUCGUGCUAGGAAAAGCCAAACUAACUUAAGUGGGCCUCCCAAGGAGAAGCCGUUCUCGUGCCCCAUGGUGAACUGCGAAAGGCGCUUCUCCAGGUCAGACGAGCUUAACCGACACCUGCGCAUUCACACUGGCCACAAGCCCUUCCAAUGCCGCAUCUGCCUGAGAAGCUUCAGCCGUAGUGACCACCUAACCACCCACACCAGAACCCACACCGGGGAGAAACCGUUUUCCUGCGACGUCUGCGGCAAAAGGUUUGCCAGAAGCGACGAGAGGAAAAGACACGGCAGGGUACAUUUAAAACAAAAGGAGAAGGCGGAGCACAAACCCCAGUUCCUAAACGCUUUUUCUUUUUCUGUACCUGAAGGAAUUUGAACAGACAUAUUAUACUAUAAAUGCACGAGCAUGAUAUCAAAAUAGUUCCGUUUUGGAAGAUUGUAUGGUUUUGUGUAACAGACAAGGUGUGUUUACAAAAUGAAAAAAGAUAUAACCUACUUGAGUUGUCACAUCUGACAGAUGG
Messenger RNA from Polyodon spathula (Mississippi paddlefish), 1845 nucleotides. RefSeq lists its product as uncharacterized. NCBI's taxonomy places the organism in Eukaryota, Metazoa, Chordata, Actinopteri, Acipenseriformes, Polyodontidae. Gene Ontology annotation, molecular function: RNA polymerase II cis-regulatory region sequence-specific DNA binding; DNA-binding transcription factor activity, RNA polymerase II-specific. The transcript is spliced from 2 exons. Gene Ontology annotation, biological process: regulation of transcription by RNA polymerase II. The record is from RefSeq and is a predicted model, not a curated record. Bases 213 to 1700 code for a protein of 495 amino acids.